Callithrix jacchus (white-tufted-ear marmoset) is the source of this 8755-nucleotide messenger RNA. RefSeq names its product p21 (RAC1) activated kinase 3 (gene PAK3). Gene Ontology annotation, biological process: protein phosphorylation. Gene Ontology annotation, molecular function: ATP binding; protein serine/threonine kinase activity. The record is from RefSeq and is a predicted model, not a curated record. Lineage: Eukaryota; Metazoa; Chordata; Mammalia; Primates; Cebidae.
CACCCAGAUGCUCUCACACACCCAGACGCGCGCGCAUCCCUGAGCCACGGGGCGCACGUGAGCCCGCACCCCGCGCACCCAGCCCUGCCUCUCGCCAGAGCAUCCUCAGCAGCUGCCACCAACGCAGACGCAGCCUCCUUCUCCUCUUCCUCCUCCUCCUACCUCCGCCGCCGCCGCCACCACUGCCGCUGCGGCUGUGAUCUAUCCCCUCUCGUCCUCCUUGCUCCCCCAGUUCCUGCUCUUCCUCCCAUCCCCUGCUUCUGCCCAGCGGCGAAGGGCAAAACCCUCGGCUGUGGGUCUUCUUCUCUCUGACCAAGAAGAGGCUGGAACAGGUUUCCCCCAAGAAAGAGCAGCUGAGUUCUUGCGUCUUGUGGCAGCUGGUGUGUCCAGCACUGAGUCCGUAGGAGCUGAAGUCAGCCUGGGCCCUUCUCAUGGGCAGUGCCACCUGUGCUGAAGUCCGCAGCAGUGGCAUUGUGAGGAGCUGUGAAACUGGUAGUAACGGAAAAUGUCUGACGGUCUGGAUAAUGAAGAGAAACCCCCAGCUCCCCCACUGAGGAUGAAUAGUAACAACCGGGAUUCUUCAGCACUCAACCACAGCUCCAAACCACUUCCCAUGGCCCCUGAAGAGAAGAAUAAGAAAGCCAGGCUUCGCUCUAUCUUCCCAGGAGGAGGGGAUAAAACCAAUAAGAAGAAGGAGAAAGAGCGUCCAGAGAUCUCUCUUCCUUCAGACUUUGAGCAUACGAUUCAUGUUGGGUUUGAUGCAGUCACCGGGGAAUUCACUCCAGAUCUCUAUGGCUCACAGAUGUGCCCAGGGAAGCUCCCAGAGGGAAUUCCUGAGCAAUGGGCACGAUUACUCCAAACCUCCAACAUAACAAAAUUAGAACAGAAGAAGAACCCACAAGCUGUUCUAGAUGUUCUCAAAUUCUAUGAUUCCAAAGAAACAGUCAACAACCAGAAAUACAUGAGCUUUACAUCAGGAGAUAAAAGCGCACAUGGAUACAUAGCAGCCCAUCCUUCGAGUACAAAAACAGCAUCUGAACCUCCAUUGGCCCCUCCUGUGUCUGAAGAAGAAGAUGAAGAGGAGGAGGAGGAAGAAGAUGACAAUGAGCCCCCACCAGUUAUUGCACCAAGACCAGAGCAUACAAAAUCAAUCUACACUCGUUCUGUGGUUGAAUCCAUUGCUUCACAAGCAGCACCAAAUAAAGAGGUCACACCACCCUCUGCUGAGAAUGCCAAUUCCAGUACUUUGUACAGAAACACAGAUCGGCAAAGAAAAAAAUCCAAGAUGACAGAUGAGGAGAUCUUAGAGAAACUAAGAAGCAUUGUGAGUGUUGGGGACCCAAAGAAAAAAUACACAAGAUUUGAAAAAAUUGGUCAAGGGGCAUCAGGUACUGUUUAUACAGCACUAGACAUUGCAACAGGACAAGAGGUGGCCAUAAAGCAGAUGAAUCUUCAACAGCAACCCAAAAAGGAAUUAAUUAUUAAUGAAAUUCUGGUCAUGAGGGAAAAUAAGAACCCUAAUAUUGUUAAUUAUUUAGAUAGCUACUUAGUGGGUGAUGAACUAUGGGUAGUCAUGGAAUACUUGGCUGGUGGCUCUCUGACUGAUGUGGUCACGGAGACCUGUAUGGAUGAAGGACAGAUAGCAGCUGUCUGCAGAGAGUGCCUGCAAGCUUUGGAUUUCUUGCACUCAAACCAGGUGAUCCAUAGAGAUAUAAAGAGUGACAAUAUUCUUCUCGGGAUGGAUGGCUCUGUUAAAUUGACUGACUUUGGGUUCUGUGCCCAGAUCACUCCUGAGCAAAGUAAACGAAGCACUAUGGUGGGAACCCCGUACUGGAUGGCACCUGAGGUGGUGACUCGAAAAGCUUAUGGUCCGAAAGUUGAUAUCUGGUCUCUGGGAAUUAUGGCAAUUGAAAUGGUGGAAGGUGAACCCCCUUACCUUAAUGAAAAUCCACUCAGGGCAUUAUAUCUGAUAGCCACUAAUGGAACCCCAGAGCUCCAGAAUCCUGAGAGACUGUCAGCUGUAUUCCGUGACUUUUUAAAUCGCUGUCUUGAGAUGGAUGUGGAUAGGCGAGGAUCUGCCAAGGAGCUUUUGCAGCAUCCAUUUUUAAAAUUAGCCAAGCCUCUUUCCAGUCUGACUCCUCUGAUUAUCGCAGCAAAGGAAGCAAUUAAGAACAGCAGCCGCUAAGACUGCAAGCCUUACACCUCACCAUCUCCCUCAUGAGUAAGACUGAAAUAAAACUCUGCUGCAGGAAAGAUGGAAGAAAAGACAGUCAAAUGGGGUGGGGGUUCUUUAUCUUUCAAAUGAAUAGAAACUUCUUAUAAGCCUUUUCCUACUCCCUCAGAUUAUGUAAUUUAUUUGUAAGCCUGAAUAGCAGCCCAAACAGGGCAGCAAUGUUGAAGUGACCAUAAAGCAGUCACUUCCACCGUGAAGCGAAAGAGCCAGUAGUGAAUCCCCUCAUUUUGUGCAUUCACUUUGAAGAAAAAGGUUUCUCAAAGAUGCACACUCCCUCUUCAUAGUGUUGUGUUUGUUUUUAAGUUAGAGAGUAGUCCCUCUUGCAUUCGAACCUCCUUCCAAACUCCUUACCCAAUGUGAUGUUUUCACUUGCAUUGUCAUUAGAUGUCCAGAAAAAAGAUGUCAAAAUGUUUUUCUAAAAAAAAAGAAAGCAAAAAUGCAAAGCAAAAAAAAAAUGAAAAAGUAAACAAACAAACAAACAAACAAAAAAAGAGCAAGUACUGUGUGAACAUGUGAAAGUCCACGCCCUAAUAGAGUUGCAAUUUUUAUUCUUCUUCUAUAGUGGUGACUUGGUUUAUGUACCUAUUUUUCUGCAUUUGGGUUGGAAAAGGUUUCUUUUAAGACAUUUUCCAAAAGUGGAGAGGAAUAUGUGUGUUCAGGAAGGGCUUUUACAAACUGUAUAUCUAAAUAAAGCUCAAAUGGUGAAGUCCUGUCACAUUUUCACAAUCAUGCUUAAAAGCUAGUUGAGUAAACCAGGUUGUUAAUCUUCUUAAUACCUGGAAGAGGACACACUGAAACUGUGACAUCCUGCUAGGUGAGUUCAGGUUCUGAACCUAGGAAAUCCUGAUAGGAGAAACCACAUUUAAACAAAGAUGGAACUUUCUUUGAGAACCAAAACCAGAUAAAUGUAGAAUCCUGAAAUCCUUGUUGGACUUCAAGUAAACAAAGGUAAUGAAACCUAAAUUAAUCCUCUCUUGUGCUUAUAAAACAUAUGCACUGUAAAAUAGGCAUACCAGGAGGAAAUCAUUCCAUUAACCAACAUUUCCUUAUGACACAAAUUAUUUAUUUUGAAAAUUUAUAACAUUUACAAAAGGUUUUUAAAGAUCUAGAGAACAGUGAUAUAGUAAACAUUCAACUCUGUAAGAAAUGGGAGGUCAGUGAAAGCUACAUCCCAAUCAAUAUUUGGCUCUAAGUACUUGUUCCCAUUUUCUGUAUGUAUCACCUAUUUCUGUUUCAGAAUAUGGUAUGUUCAUGCUUAAUUCUUUGGGCUUUUGAGUAUCAAAAGCAUAUUCAUAAAGAUCUUCAAAUGCUCUUCAGUGGAAAAUAAUUUUAACUUACGGUCAUAUUUCAAGAAAUGUCAGUCCAACAGAAUUCCUUCUAUGGCUUCAGGAAAAUAACAAAAUAUCACCAUAUAUUAUAACAAUAUUUCACCAACUAUUAUUUCACCAUUGAUUAAAAGUUCAACAGCUGGCACUUCCUGAAUCUUCUUAGAAUAGAAAAAUAUCUGGAGGGUGUCUGUGUAGAAAAGGAUAUGCUUCUCUUUUGAGUGUAUUGAUAAUUUUAUAAAUUACAGAAAGUUGUUUCUCUAAGCCUUUGAAAAGCUAAUGAUUUGUGUGAUAGAAGGCUUCUUAAUUUAUAGUAUUCAAAGAAUCUAAACAGAACCUAUAAACAUUCAGCAAGAAGGGGAAAGAGAUUAGUUACUUAGGCCUCUCUCCUUCUUUGCAAAGGUACAUCCAUCCAUUUAACCAUCCAUGUAUUCAUUCCUUAAAAUGAAAGCACUUUCUUUAGAGUUUCAGCAAAGCAUUUAGUGUACAUUUUUAUGUUUAGGAGAUGACCCCACAAGUGUGUUUCCUAUUUUCCCUAUUGUUUUCUUUGACUGUAAAAUUUGGGAGGGGCUUGAUCUCCUCCCCUUGAAAUGUCCACAUUGGGAUAAACAACAAAUGUGGAAAGAAAAUGAAAUGGUAAUAUUAAUUUGAAGCAUACUAUGUUAUACCUUGCAAAAAGGCAUCUGGGCCUGUAAUUUUUAAUGCUACACUGCUCUAAUGAGAGAGAGAGGCCUUAAUUUGAUUUCAUUUAAAUUUUUUCACUCAUAGUGCCAGGAAAGUCAAUAAAAUCCUGGGAUGCAAAUAAAAACCAGUACAUUGGUGACCAUGUCCUGCCAGUGAAGAGAGCCCAAAACCUGGUUAGGAAGCCCUGUUCAUCAGUUAGCAUCCCUUAGAUGUUGUGAAGGCCUUUUUGUUGUUAUUUUGGAGAACAUGGAGCAGUGAUCCUUCAGACCACCGUAGGCAGAGAAAUGGCUUCUCUUUUAUGCUUUCAGUUCAGCAUAUUAAAAACGAGGAGCCAAGUACUUCUUUACGACCACUUUGUACCAAGAUUUUAUAAUAAUAUAUCCCAGGAGGCAUUACUUUUAUAAAUUUGUACUUACGUAAAUUUUCAAAUGAGAACAGCUGCUAAAACCCCUUCCUUGUAUUGGAGAGUUGUAAAUAUUUCUAAUAAGUAUUAGAGAGAAGCUGUUUCUCAUGCCACAAUGAUGCUGAAGGAUUCACUUUUGGUACAGUCGAGCAACUUGGACUCCAGAUUGUUAACAGUUUAUUCUCUUUCCCCAGAUUUUUUUUAGCUCAUCUUGACACAGGUGAGUCUAUCCAAAUCUUUAAUGUUACUAGUGUGCCCUGAGAUAACAAGGGCACAUCCUCGAAUGUUGAUUCCAAAAUGUCCUGAGAUAGGAAUAGGGCAGUGGGAAAGUCAGGAAAGGGUGAGAAGCACAGUAGAGAUUAUUUAUUUAAAAAAGAAAGAACGUUAAUGUUGUUAGCAAGGAUCCAGUGCGUUGUCAUAAUCCCAUGAAGAUUGUCGAAUGACACAAUCCUCUCAAUCAGUCACCAUGUUGGGUAAUGACUUCGUUCUUGCUGACCUCGUGUAUGUGUCAUUGUAAAUAUUUGUGCGUCCAUGUUCCAUUUUGGCUACUGGAUGGCCAAGUCAUGUAAGAAAAUUUAACUCAGUAUUUAUUCUUUAUGUUAUUCAGAUUUCUUUCAGGCUUGUGAACUGCACCUCAAUGUUUGAGUUUAACCACCUUAUCCUUACAUCUAUCCCUCCCCAGUGAAGCACACUCCAUUGCUAAAAGAAAAAGAAAUAUGAAAUUGCUUCCUGUUGUCUGUAUAACUGUUUUGAUAGUUUGAGAUGUUUGUCUAUAAAUGAUAUUUCUCAGCUCAAAGAUCGUGUAAAUAAUUAUAUUCCUUUGCUUAAUGAGUUGUUUGUUUCUAAUGAAGCUGCCAGUUCUGAGAGAUCCUAUAAUAUCACUUUUGAAUAACAUAAACAGGGAUUACAACUAUGUAAAAAGAAAUGCAUAUGGACAAAGACUGGUAACACAGAAAAUUGAAAUCAGUUGUGUUAGGGUGAUGGAAUUAUGUGAAAAUUUUUUUUCUUUUAAAAAUUUUCUUUGAUGUUGUUAUAAUAAUUGCUUUAUAAUAAACAGCAGAAAGGGAACUAUAGACACAUAGAAAAGACGCCAGAAGCAGAUGCCUUCUGGCCAGAGCCCAGAGCAUGCAGGGCACAGAUAUUUGCUAGUUACAAUUAUUCCAUAGGCUUUAUACUUGCCUGGGUGCUGAGGUUGGCACACGCUCGGGUAUGGCAUGUGCUUUCUUAGGAGACUAUUAUCAAUAAGUUAAAGCUAGGGAGAUGUCACUAUUAGAACUCAAAACACACUCUUCUGCUUUAAAACAGGCUGUCUGCCCUCUGCUUUGGUACGGUAUUCGGGUGUUUGUUUUGUGGUUGCUUUAGACUGGAGGCGUGACCAUUUUUAGCCCCCUUAAUAACAUCGGUUGCAGAUACUGCCUUUCUGGAACGUUUUAACAGACUUUCGGGUUGAAUUUUGGAGGAAUAGGAUAAAAUCCCCAGCUCCUACCAUUUUCCUUGUCCAACAGGAUAUUACUGUAUAUCAUUCAAGUAGAAUUCUUAUUUUAAUAACCAAUACGGCAAGUCCCAUUGAUUUCAGUAGAAGUUAUGACUUGUAAUUAAAAGCUGACUUUGAAAUCAUUAAACAAAUAUUUAGAACCAUCUCUGCCUGUUGGCAUUCAGUUAUAGUUCUGUUAAUUUUGACUUGAGAUGGUCUCCUGUGCUUUUGUUUCGCCUAAUUAUAGGUUUUAUGCAGUAGUUGUGAUUUUUAAAGAGCAAGGGAGAUCAUCUAAUCAAAGGAGAAGAAUUUCCUUCUCACUCACUGAAGAAAUUUUAGGUGAGAACUUUAAUAAUGAGGUAGUCACCUCGGAUAUGAUAUGUUACUUAGUUUCACUAAAAGCAGACCCUCAACUAGAGAACUCAAUUGGCUUUUUAUCGGUCAUUCGCCUUGUAAAAAUACUUAAGGGAGUCUUAACCCUGCCAUCCCCAGUUGAAUCUCUUGGUCUUUAUCUGACCUACUUGCAGUUAGUAUUCAGUUUAACAAGGCAUGGCCAACAAUGCAAGUAUCUCCCAGUCUCUGAGCUCUGAACAAGAAGACUGAAAUUCAGCAUUUGUAAACUGACAGUUCAAUAGGCCUGGGAUUUGGAGUGAACUCAACACACAAUUCUGAACAUAUAUUUGUAUGUGGACUGGGAAGGAAAUAAAUGGUAACUUGGAAAUAAUGGAAAUAUUUCUCCUAUAAAAGAAUUUUUCAUAAAAGAUUUGUUUCUGAUAUAAUUUUUCUGUUGCUUAGCUUUUAGUUUUUUCAUUCCUUUUCUGAUCCACAGUCCUUUAACUAACCAAAUGAAUAUAAACCAACAUGCAUUGGGAAUGUGUUAAUAUUAAACAAUGUCCGACUGAAUCUGCAAAGGCGGGAACUGAGAUAUCACCUUCAUGUGCACACCUGUGUGUACAAGUAUUCUAUUUAACUUGUUGCAUUUACUGCCACUUAAUUGGGUUGAACUUGCAAUAUAAACUUUUAGAAACUGAUUAGUGCCAUCAAAGUCUCCUUUAGAAGCUGCCAUCAGGCAAAUGCUAUCCCGUAAUACCAGCAAUAAGGCAGGCAUCCAUCUGUUCACCAUAUUUAGUACCCAAGAGGAAAUCAAUAGCAAUAAUAGAGAAUGAGUCAGAUGUAGUGGAAUAAAUACUAGCCUAGGAAGAAGGAGCCCUGGAGUCUAAUAUGAGCUUAUUACUAAUUGCAGUGAGACCUUGGGCAAGUCACUUAACCUUUCAAUGACUGUUUCCUCGUCUGUAAAAUAAGUGUAUUGGACUAGAUGAUCCUUAGGGUCUUUCCAAAAGCUCUAACAUUCUACUGUAUUAUAGGUUGCCUUGCAAAUUCAGCCUGCUAUAGUGAUGGCAAAUAUCACAUGCUUAAGCCUGAGUGUCUUAUGUUGCAGUUAAAUAAAAGAACUGUGUAGGAUGAUUUUUAAAACUCAAGCAAAUGAAGUUCAUAAUAAUAGGGAAUGUUGAUAAAACUUGUGGCAGCCUUUCAAUUCAUUCAGGGUUGUUUCGUUUUGUUUUUGUUUUAAUGUCCAUUUUCUGUUGACUGUUCCCAGUUUUCAUUUUCCAUACACUCUCUAUGUAAAGUCUGGUUUUCAUUAAGCUGUCGCCAGUAUUGCCACUACAACAGAAAUACACUGUCACACUUGCUAGAAUAUAACUGUACUUGGGCUUCUCCUUUCCUGUGAAUUAGUGCUGGGCUUUAUAUAGUUUAAUUCUCAAGUGGCACAAGAUGGCAGAGCCCAUGCAUUUUAAUGGCUGAGACUACUAAGAGUAAACCUAAACACUUACAAGUUGCAGAGAGAAAUGAAAAAGUAAUUACAUGCUCUUAGCAGUCAGAAGUGUUGACAAAUUCAUUUGUUGGGAACCAAAGAUAGCAUUCCUGAUGACAACUCCCACAGUGAUUGGCCAGUUGUAUGAUGAGUACACUGCUGGAAAGAGGGUAAACUGGGAGUUAGUGGAUGGUCCCAAUGCCCUGCCUACAGCAGAGUGCCAACCAGUCCUGAGUGCAAAAUUCAAGUUCAAUAUGUGUGCUUGUGUAUGGUGUGCUUUAUGGACCUGCAAAUACUAUAUUGAUUAUUGGUGAUAAGAUCUUCACAGAAUCCUGUAACUAUUAAUGCAUUGAGUUUUAAAUCUCAGUACAUCAGCCGGGAGGAGCCAGAUCACAAGGGUAGUGAUGUCUACUGGGAUUAUACUUAAAACAUCUACACAAAACAAGUUGAGGAUCCACAUUUUCAUUGUUUAUCAGAAUUGUAUCUCAUUUGGCUGUGCAUUACUUUUGUCAAAAUGUGUUAUCUGUAAACCAUGUGUAGUGAAAUUCUUCUGUAACUUUGGAUUAAAGGUAUUUAUGGUCUUUUUGUUUGUUGAUUUUUAAGUAAGUUAUUUCUUUUGUAGACCUGCUGAUGGUAUGGUUACAUCCUUUUGGCCUCAGCAUCCAAUCUUUUUAAGGAUUUUUGUUUCCAUACUGUUAUUUAAAUUGUGGUUGAAGCAAUAGAAAAUUGAAAUAUGGAUUGUGCAUGACUGUGUCUUGAGUGUAAAAAUAUUGCAGUUUGAAACUUGGACCUAAAGUAUUGCAAAUAAAAAUGACAAACAUCA